AUGACUUAUGAUCUUCUGGUGGUCUUCAUGUUGGAAGGGUGUGGUCGAGUUGGGGACGGCUGGUCGGCUGUGCUUGCCGCACGGGCCAAAAUCAAUCUGCCAGAAUUUAGUAGUAAAUGUGCUCGUUCGAAGAAGGAAAAUGGAAAUUAUCAGAAAAAAUUCGAGCCUCAGUAUCUCGCCUCGAGCAUUCUCGAUUCUAUAAAACAGCUUAACGAACCUGUUGCAAUGGAUGAAUUAUCGACAAAUUUGACUGCUGUUCCAAGAUGCAGACUCAAGUGGCCCAGCCAAUGUGGAUAUAAAUGUCCUGCAAUCGAACUUCUGGGACCUACCGCUCGAGACUCGCGACAUGAUCUAUGUCAUGGCGUAUCCGAUCCGCAUUACAGACCUCCCGAUGCCGCUUGGACGAGCCGCACUUACUAUAAUAAAGUGGUCUGCUCUCAAUGGGUAAAUAUGCUCGCAUCAAAGUUCUGGUACUUCGAAGGAACGUCAUUUUUUUUCAGGGAUGGCACUCUUCUUCUUGACACACGGCGUUUGUUGAGUCUCGAGCAGCGCUGUGGCUUCCCUUCUUUGCGUUGCGUCACAUGCGAAAUGUCCGCGUAUCAAUCGGGUUCCGGAAAGUUUUGUCCGAAGAUCGAGAGGCUCAAAGUCAUCUGCCACCGCGCCGACAUUGAUGGAGAGGCGGAGUCAGCAUUGCGAACGAACUGUUGCAAUUCGAGAGUACGCAAACAUAUAUGCGCGCAUUGCCAGAGUGCUGCUGCGGAUUAUCUGCUCCAUCGGCUGCGAGCAACGAUCAAUGAGAGCAAGUGGGACCUGACGAUGGUGUCAGUGGAAUGGGGGAAACCAACUCAUGAAUGGAGCGUGUCUCUGUUGGAAAUUUGUGCAGAGCAGGAAGUGCAAUCAAUACGUUCGGGUGCUAUGCGGACGGAAAUGGGUAUCUUCGGUUGA
Molecule: messenger RNA, 945 nt
Organism: Pseudocercospora fijiensis CIRAD86
Lineage: Eukaryota; Fungi; Ascomycota; Dothideomycetes; Mycosphaerellales; Mycosphaerellaceae
Exons: 10
Coding region: 1-945 (314 amino acids)
Source: RefSeq, a predicted model, not a curated record